This is a messenger RNA of Syngnathoides biaculeatus (alligator pipefish), 853 nucleotides long. It is a transcript of the gene rab5if, whose product is annotated as RAB5 interacting factor. The coding region runs from base 140 to 523 and encodes 127 amino acids. Lineage: Eukaryota; Metazoa; Chordata; Actinopteri; Syngnathiformes; Syngnathidae. The transcript is spliced from 5 exons. Gene Ontology annotation, biological process: mitochondrial respirasome assembly. The record is from RefSeq and is a predicted model, not a curated record.
UUCGUAUGAUCUUCAUGUCCCAUUCGUGUGCUCCGGUAUCCCUGAUUGAACCUGUGUGUACCGACCUUCGUCCGUUCUCCGACCAACCUUUUGGCAAAACUUGAUUUUCUACGAGUGUGACUAAAAGAAGCAAAAAAGAAUGACGAGCAGCUCGAAGCGGAAAGAAGAAAGUCAUUUGCUGAAUGGGAGUGUAAAACAUUCCACAUGGAGCAAAGCGUUCAACAGUAACGCCGUUUGGGAGGAGAAGGAUGAGUUUUUAGAUGUGAUCUACUGGCUGCGGCAAAUAAUCGCAGUGAUCCUCGGUGUCAUUUGGGGGGUUGCCCCACUCAAAGGAUUUCUGGGAAUAGCCAUUUUCUGCAUCAUCAACGCUGGCCUUCUCUACUUAUACUUCAGCAGUUUUCAGCAGAUUGACGAGGAAGAGUAUGGUGGAACAUGGGAGCUUACCAAAGAAGGCUUCAUGACAUCUUUUGCACUGUUUCUGGUGGUGUGGAUAAUAUUUUACACAGCUCUCCACUUUGACUGAAAGGAUUCCACCGGACGCUUAAUGCGAACAUUUGUGUCAUUAAAGCAGGAAGUUCAUGGCUUCUAUGGUGCUGACCUGCCUGCUAACAGUAUGACUCCUCUAAGCACGGCAUUAUGGGAAAAGUAGUUUGAAGAUGAACUUAAAGAAAUCAGUUUGUAUUAUUGCUCGGCUGCUUUUUUUUUUUUUUAAAAAAAGGUGAUUAACCUCACCAUUUGUCAUCCUUGUGUCCUUGUCAUUGUUUGACAAAACACUAAAGAAUACAAAAGUACAGUGGCUCUGGUUCGAGUUUUCAUGGAUCAAAUCAAAGCGUUGAUUAAAAAAUGGACUAUG